Messenger RNA from Spirometra erinaceieuropaei, 4169 nucleotides. Lineage: Eukaryota; Metazoa; Platyhelminthes; Cestoda; Diphyllobothriidea; Diphyllobothriidae. The record is from the annotation of a GenBank genome assembly.
CGCUGUCUGAGCCGUUGGAGAUACGCAUAUUAAUAUUCGAAGAGGAGGAAGGGAUGACUGCUGAAGUAGUCAUUUCUGACCUAUUAGACGUCGUCGGCCAGCCGUACCCAGACUCAAGUCUCCACAACCCGUGACUCUAACAGGAAUUCGUUGGUCAUUGGGUGUCAAGCAGUCCAACAUUCUACCACUUGUCGGUUGUAAUCGGGAAGACGUUCACCGACUAGGUUACGCUCGCUGAUCAAGUAGCCCCAGGUUGUUCAAACGUUAGACUUAGUAUGGCUGGUUGACGAUGUCCAAUAAGUCGGAAAUUAGUCAGAUGUGGUUAUAUAGCCCCACCUGAAGUAGACAAACCCCGGCCACCUGUAACGCGGGACCGGCGGUAGUAGGAGUUUUUACAGGUGGGCCCGGGGAACGCACAAGCGACGAGGUCAAGUGGUUGUAUGCAAAAGAAAAGCAAUGGGGAAUGCGCGGUUGUACUUUGAGUUGUUGAGAAAUACGUGACCUAACUCCAACGUAUUCCCUAACUCUAACCCCUACCCAUAACGCAAAAGCAUUGUGCCCAUCAGGUGGGGCUACAUAACCACAUCUCUUCCUCAUCCUUGUCGGUACUUGUCCUUCUGCAUCUAUUAUGGGUCGCCAAGCGACUGCCGGCAAUGAAUGUUGAUCGAGCUACUGCGUGUAAAUAAACAAGCAUAUCCUGAUUGAUGGACGCUCUUCCCAUGAUAAUUAGACGAUUACUCUGCUGCGCUUGACCGUUCUCAAAUCGAAUGUUGACCUACAGGUGGUGGGCUAACUCAUGAAAUGCCAAUCGAAAUUCCGAAAUGCGUUUUCGUUUCAAAAAGAUUGCUUAAAUAGGGUUGUAAAACUGAUCAUCGCGCAGCGUAAUUCUAUAAUAAUUCAACUACCUCAGGGUGCCGGCUCUCGAACGAGCUUCUAUCCGGCUGCAUGAAAAAACCAUACUCUGUAAGAAAUGCAUUUUUCUCAUUGAUUUUCGAUACCCUUAAAGAUGUGAUUUUAGUUCAUUGGGGACAUGCAUAAAAAUAUUCAUUCUUUUACUAAUUCGGUAGACAAUUACGUCUUCUUCCAAUCUUCUACUCGGGAGAAUGGUAUAAUUCGGUUUUAAAGAAAUUUCUAAUUGUGAGACUUUUUAAUACCGUAAAAUGGUCCCUCAUAAAAUGCCAUGUAGCUGCAUUUACCAAUGUAGCAUGUAAAGUUAACAAUAUGGCUCAAAUCUAUUGUCAAAUCUUAUGAACCCUAUAUGGUUUCUUCUUAAUGCCGUAGAGAAAUGUAUGGUUUUCCGUACGGGGAAAAUAUACAGCUUGUAGUUUGGAAACCCUAAAUACAAGUGUAACGGCAGAAUGGGUUCAAAAUUAUUCGGGGAUUGGGAAAGUUUUUGAAAGCCGAAUUAUCACCUCCUUCGAUUAUAGAAUUGGAAGAAGACGUAGUUUUCAAUCGAAUGAGCAAAAGAAUGAGUAUCUUUAUGCAUUUUUUCCACGAAGUAUAAUUGAAUUUUUGAGAGCAGUGGAAAUCAAUGAGAAAAACGAAUGCUACUUAAGCAGUCAUUUUUUUACAGAGAAUAGUUUUUUGCAUGUAACUGGAGAGAGGUUCGAUCGAAAGCCGGCAUCCUGAGGUAACUGAAUUAUCAUAGAGUUAUGUUGCACGAUGGUUAGUUUUACAACCCUAAUUAAUUAACAUUUUCGAAACGAAAGCGUACUUCGGAAUUUCGGUUAACAUUUCAUGAGUUAGCCACCACCUGUACUUAUCGGUGCUGGAAGUGAGUGAUAAUGUCGCAGCAGUUUAAGCCAUAGAGAGAUUCUAGCCACCACGAUCAUCAGGCUCCAUCUCGGAUAGAAAGAGGGGUUGAUGCCAGUCGGGAGAAUAGUGUAUUCUGGGUAGAAUAACUGGAGAAAGCUUUAGGGAGUUAGCUGCAGGACAAGUGUACGUCUGGCGCCGGGAGGGCGUCGUAUGCGUCAUAGUGCCUUAGCGCGUCUGAUUCGGCCUUGAAGGUGAUUGGCCAGUUGGAAAGCUGUGAGCGCACGAAAACCAGCCAAUCGCUGGUGCGCACGUGCAGGCACUCACGAGAGGAUCAGCAUUGCAACAGGCGCCCGACGUAGAGCCACUAAGGGCUUUCCCCUACAUUCCAGGAGGUUAGGACCAGGAUUAUGGUUCGGGCCAGUGUUAAGACUAGGUUUAAGGUGAUAAUUAGGGAUAAGGUUGUGAGGGUUAGUGCUAGGGCAAGAGGUAGGGCUAAACGAGCCAGGGCUAAUGGUUGGACAAAGGAACCUAUCCUAGUAUGUUAUUACCGACAAAGACAAGGAAGACUGGAAUGGCCAUUUCUGGCUUAUUAGUCGUCGUCAGCCAGUCAUACCCAACCCUGAAGUGUGGAACACCCGAGGCUGGAACUCGCGACCUGUUAAUUCGAAGUCCACGUCUCCAACCACUGGGCCACGAGCCCGUUGUCCUGGCGGUUUCGAUCGGGAAUAUACAAUGGUAGUUGGCGCUCACCGAUUAAUGAGCGUCCUCUAACAUUGGAACAUACCCUCUAAAAUUUAGCACGUGGCCUCACGAAAUCCGUAUUUCCCCCGAAUAGUAGUAAUAAUUGUACUGAUGCUGGUUUUUAAGCGUUCUCGAAAUGGAUGUAAAGUAUGGGUCGAUCAAACAGAGAAACAGCUCUGACGUAUGCAUUAAAAUGUUAAUUUAGGUUGUCCAACCUGUGGGUGGUUUUGGAUACUAGCAAAAAGCUUGUGGACGAGGAUGCUCAGGCCAAGAGCUGACACGCUGGGGAUCUGAGCAUGCUGAAGCAGAACUCGUUAACCGUGAGAAUGCAGGUGCGUUUGAGUCCCUCAUUCUUCUUCGAAGAAUAGACUCUACAACUAAGACUCGGUGGCGACGUGAGUCAUUCACCGCAAACCGGAGACGCCACCGUCGAGGCACUAAACCGCAGAGACAACUGACAUCCGUCUGACAACAAAACAGGGGGGGGGAGGUGAUUGCUGUUCACUGCCGUCCAAUAUGAUUUUGGUAGGCUCUGUACACCCGAACGUUGUGGAAGGCGCCUAGAAUUCAAAUAGCCAACAGUAUUUCUGUUGCAUGAAGGAUAACUUUGCUUGGCCAUAAUGUUCUUACGUGGUUUAUUCCACAGAGGGACUGAAUUAGCAUUUGCCCAUAGAAUUUAUUAAACUGAGUCUUCGAGGGGAAGAAGUGAGACGACUUCUCAAUGAGCAUUGCGCCAAGGUCAGAGAGUUGAAGACACGACACAAAGGAUACUGGUUUGUCAUCAUGCACUGUUAUUUGCAAAUCCCUCUUCCGCAUAUCUUGGAUGAAAUCGUCUUGGUAGAAGCGUACUAAACAGAUUAAAUAUUCGUCCGAUUGAAAAACCCAUACUACACAAGAACCGAUGGUUUUCACGUGAGCUUAGCGCGGAUGGCUACGACUGUUCUUCACAAAAAGCAUACACGUCAUUGCCAGUCUGAAAUACCGCAUCCGGGUCCGGUCCCGAAGACAAAGAAUACUCGGGCUAUUCUUAGAUCAUUUGCUUAGUAACAAUUUCAUCGUCUGCUGCUGCUGCUGCUGCUGCUGCUGCUGCUGCUGCUGCUGCUGCUGCUGCUGCUGCUGCUGCUGCUGAUGAUGAUGAUGAUGAUGAUGAUGAUGAUGAUGAUGAUGAUGAUGAUGAUGAUGAUGAUGAUGAUGAUGAUGAUGAUGAUGAUGAUGAUGAUGAUGAUGAUGAUGAUGAUGAUGAUGAUGAUGAUGAUGAUGAUGAUGAUGAUAGGGCAGCAAGGUUAAAACGACAACAGUUGCCCCGACUCAGAAGGAAAGUUUCGAAUGUAUCCCCUCUUUUCAAUGCUCCUUUGCAGGACCGUCAGUCACUGACCAUUUUCCGUGUCGUGAAAGGAGACGCAGGGACGUAUCAGUGCAAUGCCAGCAAUGAAAUCGGUUGGGACACCAUGAAGUACACCGUACGAGUCCGCGGUGAGUUUGCGCCAGUUGCAUCUACCCCUCCGAAAGUUGAUAAGCACCAGUCGCAUGAAAACCGAAAUAACAGGGAAGACCGAGUGCACCAGAAGGGGGGAGGGGCUCUAUUCUGCACUGAGGCUCAAGUUGCUGCCUCCUGGCGACAGCAGCCCCUGGCAAGACUGGGACGUGUGUUUAUGGCGUUUAAUGGUGUCUGA